Habropoda laboriosa is the source of this 1025-nucleotide messenger RNA. It is a transcript of the gene Maf1, whose product is annotated as repressor of RNA polymerase III transcription MAF1 homolog. Gene Ontology annotation, biological process: negative regulation of transcription by RNA polymerase III. Gene Ontology annotation, cellular component: nucleus. Gene Ontology annotation, molecular function: RNA polymerase III core binding. The transcript is spliced from 5 exons. The coding region runs from base 267 to 971 and encodes 234 amino acids. Lineage: Eukaryota; Metazoa; Arthropoda; Insecta; Hymenoptera; Apidae. The record is from RefSeq and is a predicted model, not a curated record.
UUUCAUAUACAUAAAAAAGAUGUACAAAGACUCAAUAUGUCUUCGAAGUCGUAGAAGCUUUUUAACUUUUCGAUUAUAUUGAACACCUUGGCCGUACGACUGAGAAACGAGGUCAAGUAUUGUCGAAAAACACACUAAAAGUCAUCAACUCCUGUCUAAUGGAGUAUUAAUGACAAAAGCAUUACGCUAGGAGAUGCACCAAGGGUAUUCAGUACUGAGACGCUGUUCUUAUACAAUAUAAAAGGGUAACUGCUGCUGUUCACAAGAUGAAGUUGCUGGAGAGUACACGUUUUGAAGCUAUAAACAGUGCCUUAUCCAUCAAGACUGGAGACAGCAAAAUAAUAGGCAGAAUAGAGAGUUACUCUUGCAAAAUGGCUGGAAAUGAUAAACAGCUGUACAAACGUUUCAAUGCAGAACAAGGUUUUACUCCACAUGAUCUUCAAGCUUUGUCACCACCACAAACAUCUUUGGGAACAUCACCUGCUCAAGGGUACUUUAGCCACAGUGUUUCUGGUGAUGAAGAUGGUCCACUAUGUGAUACAAUCAGUAGAAAAACACUAUUCUAUUUGAUUGCCACUUUGAAUUCAGCUUUCCAUCCAGAUUAUGAUUUUUCUGAUGCUAAGAGCCAUGAAUUCAGUAAAGAACCAAGCUUGCAGUGGGUCAUGAAUGCUGUAGACAGUAAUUUGAGUGCAACCGCGGGAGAUCAUUAUCGCACCCUCCGAACGGCCCUUUGGGCUGCCAUCGAUGAUGAAAUAUCAUUGAAUGAAUGUGAUAUUUAUAGUUACAAUCCAGACUUUGCAUCUGAUCCAUUUGGAGAAGAUGGAUGUCUAUGGUCUUUUAAUUAUUUCUUCUACAAUAAGAAGUUAAAACGCAUUGUGUUUUUCCCAUGCAGAGCAAUAAAUCCUCUCUACGUAUUAGAUUCCGGCGUUGGCAGUGACUUUGCCAUGGAUGAAGAUGAAGAUAGAUACUAAAUUUAUAAUACAUGUUUACAAACUUUGUCAUUAUCUUUAUUACUUCUGCCGUAC